UUGAGCGCGAGAAUUCCACGCGGGCGGACGGGGCGGAUGAACGAUAUCGGUCUUUUCUUUUCGGUUUAAUUCAGGUGUCGAAAAUAGCGAUAAGAACUGAAUUCGUUUCGAAACACAAAAAAACAAAAUGUGUGCGGCGACAAGCGCUUCAAUUAGCAUUUAGAAAAGCCGCAUCAUCAUCGCGAUCCCAUCAUUAAACUCCCUAUAGAUGGAGGAGGACGUGCUGAACGCCCUGCAGACGCGGAGUGCCUACUUAUCCGGCGGAUUCGAUCGCCAGAAGCGCAUCAUCUUCGUUGUCAACGCGUUCAACGAUCUGCAGCUGUGGAAUCGCCGCUAUCUGCAGGUGACUCUGGACUAUCUGAAGCGGUCUCUCAGCGCUUCGGUGUUGCAGAAUGGCGUCAGUGUGGUGGUCAAUGCCCAGGAGAGCAGUUCGCGGAUAUCGCGGCAGCAGGUGCGCCAGAUCUACGCCCUCUUCGGGGGCGACAUCAAUGUGGAUCUGUAUCUAGUCAGGGCGGAGGGCUUCUGGGAGAAGCAUGUGGAGCCGUGCACCAAGUCCCAGGUCAAGGGAGAGCCCCUAGUGCUGUCGAAGGCGAGGCUGUUCAAGUUCAUAGAGCCGCAGAACCUGCCCGAGGAACUGGGCGGCACCUUGCAGUUCAACUACGAUCUGUGGCUGCAGCAGCGCAAGUCCAUCGACGAGUUCACCAAGUCGCAUGUGCAGACAUUGGCUUCGAUGGAGAAACUAUUGGCUCUUCUGCGGGAGCACAAGUCUCUGCGGCCGGCGGAAGCGGAUGUGGAGCUGAAGAAGUGCGCCCAGAUGCAUGCCGGAGUCCAAAACGACAUAGAGUCCGCCAUCGACUUGGGUAACGCGAUCUUGGCCCGCUUCAACGAGGUCUACGAGACGCAUUCACCGCCGCCACAAGCGGUCGCACCUGCCUCGGAGUCCCCAGUGGGUCCCCCGCCCAUCCCCGCCCACUCCGCCACUGCAGCUUCCCCGCAGAAGCCCCUCCUGCCACCAGAUCUCGUCUGUGAGCGCGCCCGCAUCGAGUUGCGAUUGAAUGAGAUCGAGAAGAAGCAGACGGCCAUCCGGACUGCCUGGCUGGAACUGCUGCGAUCUCUGAGGGAGGCACGCGAGCUCAGUACUUUGGAGGAGGGGGUGUCCUUCGUCACCAACUGGAUCCUGCAAGAGGCCGAGCUGUUGCUCAGCCGCCAAAGGAGCGUUGCCGGUGAUUUCAGGGGAUGUGAGGCACUGCGUUCUGCUCACGAUCAACUGGAACUGGAGUGCCGGGAAACCUACGGUUGCUAUGCGGAGCUGCUCUAUAAGAUCGAAAAGCUUGCCGCUGAGAGGCAGGCAUCUUCGAAGGAUAUGGACCGGUGCCAGGAUCUUCUCUCGCAGCGAGACUUCAUGCAGUUCGUGUGUCGCUCCUUUGCAAAGCGAUUGGAACGACGGAGAAAUGUACUGAUGACCGCCCUCAGGUUCCAUCGCCUCCUUGAUCAAUUUGAGGAUUUGCUGGCCACCGGUGACCAUGUGGUGGAGGUGGACAGUCGAUCGCUUGACUGGACCGAGGCUGACCAGCUACUCACGCAGCUCACUAACAACCAGGAAAUGCUGGGCCACGUCGAACGCGAACUUGUGCGUGAAGGUGAAAAGCUGAGCGACAUGCUGGCCAUGCCGGUGAAAGACGCUCUGGGCCGUGACCUCCAGCUGGACUACAGUGCCGAGAUCGCCCAGCUGCGCCGGCAGAUCGACGAGAGCCGGCGGCGUCGUCAGGUGUGCGGACAUCGGCUGGCGCUGCAGCGGCUCACCUUGGAGCAGGUGACCCACAUCCAUGCCUACGAGGAGGACGCGCGGAGGGCGCGGGACUGGCUGCAGGAGUUGUAUGCCGUCUUGCUGCGGUGCCACUCCCAUGUCGGCUGCAACAUCCACGAGAUUCAGCUGCAGAAGGACGAGCUGCAGGGGUUCGAGGAAACCGGACGGAGCAUCUACCACUAUGGUUGCCAAUUGCUGGAGGCUGCCCAAACGCUGCGCCUCUGCUGCAAACUGGAAGCAUCAGGAUCCAGGUCACAAAGCCAUCCCAGUCAGAGUUUCAUUAGUGACGAACUGCAGCACACGUGGCACAGUCUGCAGUCUGUGGCCCAGGAGCAAAUGACCAGACUGCGCGUCUCCGCCGUUUUCCACCGCAGUGUGGAGGCCUACUAUCGCCAGCUGAGGGAACUUCGACCCCUUUUGACCCAGGAACUGUCCGCGCAACUGCAGCAGCAGCAGAGACAGCAGCACAACCGCAGUAGCAGUGGAAUAAGCAGCGAUGCCGAGGCGGAAUUGGAAUCGGAGCUGUCUCCUUUGGCCGAAGUGCCUCCGCGACUACAGAGGCACUUGGUGGCCAGGGAGCAGCUGCUCGUCGAAGUGGGCAGAAUGGUCAGACUGGGAAGACUGCUGAAGAAGCGUCUCAAAGAGCCCUUCGUUCUGGAUGCAUUAACAGGAAAGAGAUUUCGUAAUUUGUUUGCCAAAUCAAAGGGCGACGAGGAAGUGGAGCAGGAGCAGGAGCAGAUUGCCCCCCGGCCGGAAGUGCCCAGCAUUGUGGUGGAUGAACCGCCCAAUGAGGUCGAGGUUUCAGUGGAGGAAGGUGAAGAUAAAUCCCCAAACGAAGCCCAUAAUCAGGCUAAUAGCUCUGCUCCUCUGGCCAGCGAAGAGGAGGAUUUGGCACAGAGUCCCAAUGAGAUCCUAAGUGAAUCCUCAAGCGAUCUAAGUCAACUUUUGGAGGCCAUAAAUGAGGCCAGUAAACUACCCGAGCUGAGCAGCGAAGAUACCCAAGGUGAAGAUGAGGACUACGAGGAUGACGAUGAUGAUGAUGAGACAGCCAGCACUUCAAGUGUCAAGACCAAAAUAGCCAAGGCCUCAAUAGAAAGGGAUAUUAUCUUGGAGGAAACCGAAGAGGACGAGGAGGACGAGGAUGAGGUAGAUUCAGGACCGGCGCUGAAGAGUCUGGACAAGAUCAAGGCCCUCAUCCGCAACGAUAGUGAAACAUAUCCGCACAGCGACUAUACCGAUAAUGAAACGCCAUCACACUCACGCACUGCCUCAGUGGAUUCCGGAGCUCCCGAUAAUCCCCGUCUCUCUGGUGAUUUCAGUGUCGUGGCUGAUGAACUGCCCCUGGAUUGCACUGCACCCAGUCCACUCCAUGACAGUGGCAGGACCAGCAGUGCUGGAAGCGAGAUUCCCGGGGAAUCCCCGCCAGCCACUGUGGAAGUGGUGCCCACGGGUAGCAACGAACUGGCCUGUGCCGCCAUUUCCCACAAGCUGGGAGCCAUUGCCGAGGUGGCCGAGUCCCUGGACGCAGUCAUCCGGGAUGUCCAGCAGCAGGAAGGCGUCGCUGGCAAUGGAAUUAGCAACGGCACUGGAGGUCAUGGCAUCAAAAAACUGGGCAGCAUUGAGGAUUGGCACUCCCGCUCCACCGAGGACGAAUCCUUCGCCACCGCCUCCGAGGGCAACUUUACGCCGAAUUCGCACUCCUCAUCGUUCCAAACCGCCUCGGGACGCACUAGCUCCUACAUAGGUUCGGCCAAGAACUCCUUCGAUGAGGCGGACGACUCUACUUUGAGCACAUUCGAAAUACCCGAACUACCACCCUCGCCAGUCAAUAUGUCCUUCGAUAGCUCCGAUAUGAGCUACUUCUCCGCCCAUCAGCAGCGGAUGAAGAGUGAGGACCAGGACAGUGUGGUGGGCGUGGCAGAGCUGCAUAGUCAGAGUGUAACGCCCACUCCGGACGAGGAGCAGCAGCACCUGAUGCUGCCACUGCCAUUGCCACAGGCCAUCGAAUCGGAUAGCGAGGUGGAAGGAUUCAGUCUGGCCACGGGCAUUACCACGGAGCUAACGCCCAGGAUGUCCAAUGCCCACACGCCGGAGGUGAGCUACCCAUCCGCAGAUAACACCGCUCCAGCUUCCACUAACCCCAACGAAUCGAAACCGCCGCCUUCCUGGCGACGCAGCAAAUACUACGAGAACAUAACGAAACAGACGAUCAAGGGAUUUCUCUGAGAGAUCUGGACCACCUGCCCCAGCUGAAAGAUGAACACAAAACGAUUUCCCGCCCAAUUAACCAGCGCCAUUUGCUUCUCUGCCGAUCCUCGACAUUCUUGCCAUUAAUUAGUUGGCAUAUUAUUUUUGCUGUUUUCCCAAAACCAAUUUUAGCCCAUGAGCUAAAAGUUUUUGCCUGUUUUGUUUUGUUUGACAUUUUACUUUGCAUGAUUGUUCACUGUUUUCUACCAAAAUUGAUUAGUUCUGUUGAACUUUAGCUUAAAACAUACUAAAAUGCUUAAGCAUUUAUUUUACUAUGAUUUGUUUCUUGCUUAUAUUUUCUCUGCUUGAAAACUAGUAGUAGAAAUAUUUAUUUAGUUAGUUCAAAUUAAGUCUAAGGCUUGCGAAAUUAGAGAAUUCCAAAAUGAUUAGGAAAUAUAUUUUAAAUAUUUAUAGUAAAAAUCUAAAUUCAGUUACAGCCAGUCGAAAUUUUCGCCAUUAAUCAUAUGUUUAAUAUUUAUUUAUAACUAUUUCUCCCACACAGUCACAAAACAU
Molecule: messenger RNA, 4567 nt
Organism: Drosophila teissieri
Lineage: Eukaryota; Metazoa; Arthropoda; Insecta; Diptera; Drosophilidae
Product: SEC14 domain and spectrin repeat-containing protein 1
Exons: 10
Coding region: 209-4033 (1274 amino acids)
Source: RefSeq, a predicted model, not a curated record